AUGGCUUCCAAUAAGCCAGUAUUCAGCGAGCCGGGUCUCGAGCCAGAGAAAACCAGCAGUACAGAAACUUCCCCAAAGGCCAGCAACUAUGAAGAUGGCAGACUGGAGGGAACCCAGCAAUACCUUAACCUGGGCUUCUGGACCCGAAUGGGCUGUACCCCAGAAUCUUUCAAGCGCAGGACCACCACCGACAAAGUCAACCAGUUGAAUCAGACCCUACGUUCGCGUCAUAUGCACAUGAUUGCCAUUGGUGGUUCAAUCGGCGCUGGCCUCUUCGUCGGCACAGGCUCCGCUCUGCGAAGAGGAGGUCCCGCUUCACUACUUCUCGACUACGCCAUUGUCGGAAUCAUGAUCUUCAACGUCGUCUUCGCCCUUGGGGAACUGUGCAUCAUGUACCCCAUCUCCGGCGGGUUCUACACGUACUCGACCCGCUUUAUCGAUCCGUCCUGGGGCUUUGCGAUGGGAUGGAAUUAUUGUUUCCAAUGGGCGAUCGUCCUACCUCUCGAAAUUACGGUGGCUUCGUUCACCAUCUAUUUCUGGACUUCAGACGUGCAUGUCGCCGUAUGGAUAUCGAUGUUCCUGGCCAUCAUCCUGAUCAUCAACGUCUUCGGAGUGCUGGGUUAUGGCGAGGAAGAAUUCUGGUCGAGCGCCCUCAAGCUCUCAGCCAUCGUGAUCUUUAUGAUCAUCGGCCUGGUCUGUGUCUGUGGAGGCGGUCCAAGCGACGGUCUCUACAACGAAUACUGGGGAGCUCGGCUGUGGCAUGACCCAGGGGCAUUCCGCAACGGCUUCAAGGGCUUUUGUUCUGUCUUCGUCACAGCCGCGUUUGCGUUUUCCGGUACUGAACUGGUCGGUCUCGCGGCCGCCGAGUCGAGAACGCCAUUGAAGUCGCUCCCGUCGGCCGUCAAACAGGUAUUUUGGCGCAUCACUCUCUUCUACAUCCUGGCCUUACUCUUCGUCGGUCUACUUGUACGGUCAGACGACGAGCGACUUCUGGGUGCUAACCCUUACAUCGACGCACAAGCAUCGCCGUUUGUAUUGGCCGCUCAAGAUGCGGGACUCCACGGGUUCGACUCGUUCAUGAAUGUCGUCAUCUUGAUCUCCGUCAUUUCCAUUGGCAACAGUGGCGUCUAUGGAGGCAGUCGCACAUUGACGGCCUUGGCUGAACAGGGGUAUGCGCCCAAGAUCUUCGCCUACGUCGAUCGAGCAGGCCGUCCGACCGUCUCGACAGUGACCAUCAUCGCAUUCGGCGCGCUGGCGUACAUGGGCGUUGCAGAGUCCGGGAUCGAAAUCUUCGACUGGCUGCUCGCGCUGUCCGGACUAGCCGCCCUUUUCACCUGGGGCUCGAUUUGCCUGGCCCACAUCCGGUUCCGAGCAGCAUGGCAUCACCACGGGCGCAGUCUUGACGAGAUCCCCUUCAAAGCCAUCGGCGGCGUCUACGGCUCAUACACGGGCUUGGUCCUCAUUGUUCUGGUGCUGAUUGCCCAGUUUUACGUGGCUAUCUGGCCUCCUGGCGGCGGGACCAAUGACGCGGAGGGGUUCUUCAAGGCAUACCUCGCCCUGCCGGUCGUCAUGUUCUUCUGGCUCUGUGGGUAUCUGUGGAAGAGACAGGGGUGGUUGAAACUCGAUCAGAUCGACCUUGACACGGGACGUAGAGAGAUUGACUGGGUGGCUCAUCAUGCUCUGAUGGAGAAGAGGAAGAACGCGAGUUUGCCGAUGAGAAUCGUUUACUUUAUGUUCUAG
This is a messenger RNA of Capronia coronata CBS 617.96, 1740 nucleotides long. Its product is annotated as amino-acid permease inda1. Gene Ontology annotation, cellular component: membrane. The coding region runs from base 1 to 1740 and encodes 579 amino acids. Gene Ontology annotation, biological process: amino acid transmembrane transport. The transcript is spliced from 2 exons. Gene Ontology annotation, molecular function: amino acid transmembrane transporter activity. NCBI's taxonomy places the organism in Eukaryota, Fungi, Ascomycota, Eurotiomycetes, Chaetothyriales, Herpotrichiellaceae. The record is from RefSeq and is a predicted model, not a curated record.